AAAUCUAUUUUGUUAUUAUCGCUUAUGUAUUACUUUAUACCAGAAAAGCCUAAAUAGUUUUCAUGUCUUGUUAAUUUAAUAUUAUUAUUAUUUUACGCUUGGGUUCCUAGUGGAACAUAGAGCUUUAGUAGCACGCCUCCAUUGCACUCUGUUCUCUGCAUUUUUUUGAACCUUGCGCCACGACUGCUCACAAGCUUUCAUUUUUUUACUCAUAUGACCUCCUCCAUGUCACUCUCAUCUCGGACGCCCAACUCGUCGUUUCCUUUUUGGAUUCCACUCGAGGGCCUGGCGCGUAAUGUCCCCAAUCGGCCUUCUUAGUGUAUGCCCAAUCCAUUUCCACUUUAUUCUAUGGCAUAUUUGUUGGGUUAUAAGUUCUUGGUUGGUUCGUUGUCAGGCCAGAGUUCCUUGUUGCUUAUUCUUAUUAUUCUGGCCAUCUGAUCUUCACUAUCGAGCCAGCGUCGACAGCUGUUGAUAAAUGUCUGCAGUUUGUUGGGAGUGCUUUUCGUGACGCGCCAAGUUUCUGAACCAUAUAGCAGCACUGACUUGAUAUUGGUGUUGAAAAUUCGGAUCUUGUUUUUUAUGCUGAGCGUAGUAGAUCUCCACACUGAUUUCAGAUUAAUGAAUGCGUAUCUUGCGUUUCCGAUCCUGGUUUUGACAUCCUCGCCUGUAGUUAAAACGAUGCUGCCUAGGUAGGUGGGUAGGUCAAAGAGACUACUGUAAGUUUCUCCCGUUAAUGGUGAUGGUGAUUGGAGCUUGUUGGUGGUGGUGUUGGUCGGGUAUCUUCAUCACCUCUGUCUUCUCUAUGUUCACUUGAAAUCCCGUCUUUGCUGCCUUGCCUCUUCUGUCAACUUGUUAGUUUUCGCCUGCAGAUCUUCAAGUUUGUGUGACAUUAGAUACAAGUCAUCGGCGAAAUCUAAAUCUUCUAGGUUCUUUUCCCCGGUGCAGCCAGCAUAUCCCCCUCUUCUUGUUCCUCACUGUUUGUUGCAUGAUCCAGUCCACUGUAAUCAGGAAUAUCAUGGUUGAUAGUAGACAAACUUGUCUUACUCCUAUCGACUGUCUUCACUUCAAAGGCGUCACUGAGCUUUCCAUUGUGAAUUACUUGGCAUGUGGCAUGCGUCUUCAUAUGGUUGUUGAAUAAGGUUGAUAAAGGUUUGUGGUAUUCCGUAUUUUUGAAGAAGUUACCUGCCAAAUUACUUUUCGGUCGACCUUGUCAAAGGUCUUAUCAAAGUCGAUGAAGUUGAGGUAGAGAGUUGACUACCAUUCUAUACUCUGUUCUAUGAUGAUGCAAAGCGUUGCGUUUCAAUUUAAUCCGCACAUGAUUUGUUCUUUCUGAAUCCAGCCAGUCUGUUCUGGUGGUAAUUUUGAACCCAGCUUGUUAAUUUACUGAAGUAAAUUGUUAAAUGACUUCAAAGACCAGUCUGGUAACUAAGUGCUACAAUUACCGAUCAGUUAUCUUUAUUUGUGCUGAAAAGGUGGUUUGUCAUAAGAUAAAGAUGCUUGAUUGGUGAUUUUAGUAGGAUUGUUUCUGAAAUCUAUCAUGGGUUUAAUAAGAUAGCCUGGCUUAUGAGUUUUAAUAGUACCAUACAUUCUACUGGGAUUAUUAGUUUUCGGCAUUAGAUUAAACCAUUUCAACCCACUUGGAAAGAGCUUUAUUCCGAAUAUUAGAUCCACUGCAACUUUUUUUUAAAACCUCAUUCAUAAUAGUGUUUCUUAGUUUCUUAUUGUCCUCCUGUGGUCCUGUCUCUAUAUGUUCGCUGACUUUCUGAGUCGUGUAGGGAAAUGAAGACUGCUUGUUUGAGGUCCCCGAGACGAAAGGAAUUAUUUAUUGAGGACUAUUGGUGACAUGGCUGAAAAUCGAUCACAAUGGAGCAGAUGUAUUCACUUUUUGACAUCUUCUAAAGCUUGAAUAUUCACAAUAACCUUUAUCUUCAGAUUAUUUAUUCUCUCGCACUACUUUGUCUUCUAUGAUAUCACUGUUUUCCUAUUCGCAUGUUCUUUGUAUACUACUGUGAUAUGCGGCAACUUGAGUCGAUACAUCUGUGUACGAGAUUUUAUGUUGAUUUCGCGAGUCAGUCAAUCAGUCAGUCAGACAGCUAGUUUCUGAACAUAAUCAAAUUUUUAUAACACUACUGUUGAAUUACCUUUAUCUUAUUUAACAAAUUGUUGUCAUUCUGAUGGUUUUUCAAAGUUUCUAUUUCUACUUUUGAUAAAUUCAGUUUCGUUUUCUUCUAUCGCUUGAGUGUUAGUACAGCACAUUGUGCUCACACCUUAUCUACCAAUGUCUUCAGGAUUACUGAAAUUUUCUGACCUCUUAUGUCGAACAUCAUUGCUAUUGUCUUUAAUCUAGUAUAGAUUAAAUUCCAACGAUAUUUAGUGUAGUAAUCGAAUCUCAUUGUCAUUUUUUUCAAUGUGGGAUUUAUCAGUAGAAACAUAUAAUUACUGGAUGGUGUUAUCCUCUGUUAUUUCGAAUAAAUUUUAUCCUUUGGGCCACUUAAGUGUAUGAUAGUCAAAUGUAAAUUUAGUAUGUAUUGACUUCGAGUCUAAGUGAUAAUUUUGAGAAACAACAACAAAUGCUUACAUUUAACUAACAGUCAGUGUUGAAUAGAUUGAUACAGAUCAGAUAAACUGUCAAAAUGUAUAAGUAAUGUUUAAAAUGGUUAUCUUUCUUCAAAUCUUUUUAUAUACGCAUGUGAUCAUGUCUCUAAAAGUCUAAUUACUGUUUAAAUCAUACAAAACCUCCUGAUUCAAUUAUCUCUUAAAAAAUCACUAGCAUUCUUGCUCAUAUGUGUAUUGCUUACAAUACUUUUUCUUUUCUGUUAAGAGAAUCAUUUAACCAUGGAUGUAUGAUGUUCUUCUCGCCAUUCUUUUCAAGUCUGCAUGCUCUAACUAGGAUAUGUUUGAUUUCAUGUUCAUUUGUAUAAUUUUUCUUUUUGGGAUAUCUUUAUUUAAGGGCUGAUUUCCGACCUUCAAUGGAUAGUAUACAACAACAACGUUCUGCUCUUCUUGGAUCACUGAGUUCAGAUCAGGCGAUUUCUUUAAAUGAUCUAUGUGAAGAUAUACGUGAGAGCGAUAAGGUUGACUCUGGAUUCUGGUGUUCUAGCUUAAGGAAGAAAAAGCGUCAUUGUGUUUCUUCUUCUCCAAAUAUUCCACAUAUAUCUGAGUCAAUCAGAGAUAGUCUUCAUCAAGGCGUUCGGUGCUUUCGAGCCUUACUUAACAAUCAGCGGGGCUGUUCAAUGGUGUUCGAACAUCCUCGUGCUGUGAAUGUUAUUGCCUUAUGUCUAUUACAUCCAAGCUAUCAAACAAAAACUUUAGUACUUGAACUUUUAACUGUUGUCUGCUUAAUUACUGGUGGUCAUGAACGUGUCUUGAAUGCAUUUGAUAAUUUCAAAAAAGAAGUCGGAGAAUCAACACGUUUUGAAUAUCUUACGCAUUAUUUUUUCUCACAUGAAUCUGAAUCUUCAGACUAUUAUAAUAUGGAUUUUAUGGUAUCAUGUAUGCAAUUUUUCAAUAUAGUUGUGCAUUCAACGGAGGAUAUAAUGUUAAGAGUUUAUCUGCAAGAGGAAUUCAGACAUCUUGGACUGGUCAACUAUUUAUCACGAAUACAUGACAAAGCGGGUGAUCGUUUUCUACGUCAGAUAGAAGCUUAUAAUGAUAAUGAAGUGGAUGUUGCAGUAUUACUUGAAGACUCUCAAAUGCGCGAUGUACUUCAACAGGAAAAAGAACAAGCAGAAUCAGAUCUUAUCAUCUUACAAACACGAACAGCAACACUUCAAGCAGAAUAUGAAAGUAAACUCUUACAACUUCAACAAAAUAUGCAAGUUUUAGAAUUGAAAUGUCAAGAUUUAGAGAAUGAACGUACAAGCCAAGAUAGUCAACUGUCAACAUUACGUGCUCAGUUAUUGGAUAAAGAUAAGAGCACAUCGGAACGUGAACGUAAUUUGAAGGAACGAGUACGUGAAUUAGAAGACUGUUUAAAUGCUGUCAAAAAUUCAGAAGUCAAAGCACAAUCACAGAUUAAUGGUACAACCGAGAGUGGCACUAAGUUGGUCAAUGCAACACCUGCUAGUGUUGCUCCUCCUCCUCCACCCCCACCACCACCGCCACCUCCACCACCUCCUCCUCCACCACCUUUUGGUAUACCACCACCUCCUCCUCCACCUGGAAUGGGCGAGACAGGUCCUGGUGUGGAAGGUGUUUCAAUACGACCACCUAUACAAACUCGAUACAAAUUACCACUAGUUAAUUGGGUUCUCUUGAAGAAUCAACAACUUCGUGGCACAAUAUUCGUUGGAAUGAAUGACGAAGCUGUUUUAGAUACUGUAGACACUGAGAAAUUUGAAAAUUUAUUCAAAUUAUCUAAUCAGUCAGUGGACAAUAAGUCGAUCACAGGAAGUAAUACUUUAGUUAACGGAUUAGAUCAAAGAGAUAAUCGGAUAAAUAAAAAGGUGGAAAGGAAGUCUUUAAUGGAUUCCAAUAGGCAUCGUUGUAUUGGUGUUCUCUUGCGUUAUUUGGAAUCAGAAAAGUAUACACCUGAACGCCUUUGGAAUGAUAUCAAUCGUUUAGAAUUAAGUCAAGAUGUUGCUGAUCGUAUCUAUCAUCAAUUGCCAACUGCUGAUGAAAUGAAAACCUAUCUGAAUUAUGAAUUCACAGAACAACGUCCUAUUGAUGAUCUAACAGAUGAAGAUCGUCUUUUAUUGCAUUUAUGCAAAGUUGAACGCUUAGGACCUAGGCUAGAGAUUAUUCUAUUCAUGAAUUCAUUUGAGGAUAACUUAAAAGUUGUCAAUUCAAAAAUUGUUGCUGUACGAUCUGCUUCAUUAGCACUGAAAAAAAGUUGUAAAUUUCGAGCUAUCUUAGAAAUUAUACUAGCAUUUGGUAAUUAUAUGAAUAGUUCUCGACGUGGAAUUGCUUACGGUUUUCGGUUGCAAAGCUUAGAUACUUUAUCUGAUACACGGACGUUAGAUAAAUCAUGGACUCUGCUUCAUUUUAUCGUUGAGACAAUUGAAAGUCAAUUUCCAGCUUUAAUUACUUUUGAUGAUGAGUUGGCAGGUAUCACAGAAGCUGCAAAAGUGCCAAUGGAAGCAUUGACAUCAGAUGUAUCUGCUUUAAUCUCUGGUAUGUCUCAGGCUGACAAAGAAACAAUUAUUUCUGGUUCAUUGAAAACACCUCAACGUUUAUCAGAUUUUGUAAUUAAUAACAAAUCAAAAGUGGAGACAAUUGAAAAAGAAGCUGAAACUGCACGUAAUAUGUUUGCUCGAACAAUUGAAUGGUUUGGUGAAGCUCAGUCGAAACCUAGUCCAGAACAAUUCUUUGGUUUAAUUGUUCGAUUUAUUAAACAAUUCAAGAAUGCGAUUGUUGAUAAUGAAGCACGGCGUCGUGCUGAAGCUCUUCAAACACUGAAUUCAGUAACAGGUGAUGAUCAUGGUCCAUUAUCAUCAAUUAAUCAAAUCACUGUAAAUCAUUUCCCAAAAAGACCUAAAGAUAAACGUCUGGCGCAAGAAGCUAGAAUGGCUAAACGACGAUUUAAAAAUCGUACUAGACAAAUUACUGGUGAUGGAAUGAUGGAUGAGAUUCUUGCAGGUUUAAUCUCUGAACCAUUACAAGCAGAAGUUCAUCCGCGUCGUAAUCGCCUUUCUGAAAAUAAUUGAUUACAUCUUUGUGUAUACACUCUAAUGAAUACAUGUACUCUGCUUUGCUUUUGUUUAUUAAAAGCUAAUGAAAUGAUCUCUUGCUUAUUUCUUUGUUUUUUCUUCCUCUUUAAUUUAUAAUUAAGUGUAUUUUUUUGAUUAUAGUAAAUAAAUUAUCGAAAGAAACAAUUUUCUUUCACUUCCUGCUUUCUUUUUGUGUGUGUAGUAGUCAAUAUUAAAUACACUAUUCAGAUAUGACUUGAAUCUAUUGAAAUACUCAAUUUUGUUUUAACGUAUCACAUUUAUUUAUUUAUUUACUAGUUCAAUUUUCAGCCCUUUUGUUUUAUUUCUUACAAAUCAGUUUAUAUCAACCAUCGAUAUGAUUAAUCUAAUCUCUUCUACUUGAUAUAUUAUUAAUUGGAAUAUGUUUUCUUUUGUAUUUUUCAUAUAUGGUUAUUUUUUCUCUUGUCACUCUGAAAUUGUCUUCAGCACUAGUAAAUCUCUACUUUUAUUUCCUUCUGUCACAUUCUAUGUAUCUGUGUCGAUUACUUAUUUAUUUAUAUCAGUUGUAUGUUUGCUUUAUCUGAUAUCUUUAAAUGAAUUCCAUUCUUUCUUUUUGGAUUAUCAAAAAAAUGGCAGAAAAUGUGCACAGAAUUUAUAUAUACUAUCUUCUCUUAGCCUAUCUACUGCUGUUAAAUAAAUACAAACAUUUUUUUUGCUAUUCAAUGCUUUUAAAUGUCAUAUUUAACUGUUUUUCUAGUCAUUUUGUCUUCCUCCAUUGUCAAUGUGUUUUAGUUCUCCACCUUAAUCUACAACCUUGACUGUUUUUUUGAUUGGUUACACUUCUACUUCAAAUUUCUCCCGGUUUAUUAGAUCUCUUUUUAAAGUUAUUAUUGAUUAUUUUGUACGAAUAAUAAGCUUGAAUAACCAGAUAGUGUUCUAAUUUUUAACUGCCACCUUUUUCUUUGGUCACAGACUUAAGGGAAUCAAUGCCACCGGAUGAUUGUGUUUUUAACUUGUUGACCAGACAAAAUAGUUUCUUGUCUCUCCUUCCUGUUCUGUGUUAAGCAAUCCGUCUCUGAUGAUAAUGGUUUCUUGUGUCGUUGUUGUCUUGUUUUGACGCUCACUAAUGUUUUGAAUGGAACAGUCGACUGUUCACUAAUACUUCUUUAUAUAUAUUUUUUCUUGUUCAAUUAUUGUGUAUACGUCUUGUUAAUCUUUUGUAUCUUCGUUCUCCUUGUAAUACAUUAAGUAAUGUAUAAUAUUUCCCAGGUUUUUAAUGGAUUCACAUACUUGUGUGUGGAUAUUUGAUUCCGUGGCAAACUUUUUUCAUCUUAUACACAUUGUCGUUUGUUGAUGUUUUAUGCUUCUUGUAACGUUUCAGAAAUGACUAUACCGCCUAUUCAAUUUCAUAUUAUUUACAUUUUGUUUUAAUUUUUACAUUUAGAAAAGAAAAGAAAAUCUUUUUUUCAUCUUUAUAAUUUUCUGUAAUCUGCUGUUAUUAUUAAUUUUUGGUGAUAGCAUAAUUCCAGCAUUUUUCUCUCCCUUCUUUUCUUUUAUUUUGAUGACAAAGGGAAUUUUGAUGAGAAUGUCUUCAUUUUCUAUCAACUCGUAUUAGAACUGUCAAUGUCUUUGUGUGUAUCACUCUGGGUUUUUUUAUAGCCUACUUGUGUAAAACUCUAGAUAAUAAUCACUUUUCCUUUUCAUUCCUUUUUUUUGCUUCAUACUUUAUAUUGAAUAAAACAUUUUGGUUAUUCAUUU
Messenger RNA from Heterobilharzia americana, 7385 nucleotides. NCBI's taxonomy places the organism in Eukaryota, Metazoa, Platyhelminthes, Trematoda, Strigeidida, Schistosomatidae. The record is from the annotation of a GenBank genome assembly.